Molecule: messenger RNA, 2005 nt
Organism: Parasteatoda tepidariorum (common house spider)
Lineage: Eukaryota; Metazoa; Arthropoda; Arachnida; Araneae; Theridiidae
Product: ras-related protein Rab-18
Molecular function (GO): GTP binding; GTPase activity
Source: RefSeq, a predicted model, not a curated record
CUCUCACCACGUGAUCUCGAUAGUGAAACAAAGAUAGACCUCUCUCUGCCACUGAUAUUGCAUCAUCAAAGAAAAAAUUUGUUUGUUUUAAUUGUAUGCCAUAAUUUGUCAACACGAUGACAGAAUGUAAGCUUAAUAUCGCCAUUACAGGGGAUUCGGGCACUGGAAAAACUUCUUUAGCAACAAGAUUUGUAAAAGACAUUUUUAAAGAAAAUGUUGACCGAACUGUGGUCCUGAACUCUUUUCAGAAGAGAGUUAUUGUUGGAGGAAGAAAAGUGACGUUAAAUAUUUGGGAUACAGGGGGAUUAUCUGUCUACAAGGCAUAUGUUCUGGAUUACAUCAAAAAAGCUGACGGUGUUGCUCUUGUUGUUGAUGUCACAGAGAGAAACUCUUUUAUCAGCCUGAUCACAUGGCUGAGAGACGUGAGACGAGUGAAUAGAGAUUCGCCGAUGCUCAUUGUUGGCAAUAAAAUCGAUAAAUUGUGCCCAAAGCAAGUUUCAAGUAAUGAAUUAAGAGAUUUCGCCAACAGUGAAGGAUUACCAGUAAUAGAAAUUAGUGCCAAAAGUGGAGACAAUGUUGAAAAAGUAUUCCAACGUUUGGCAUUCCGUAUACUUUGUGGAGAGAUCCACGGAAAUAAUCUCGAAGUAACUUCUGGAAACACAAUAAGGGAUAGAGACGGCGCAUGCGCACAGUUACCGUUAAAGAGCAAUAUUAGAAAUUUGACAACCGAAAAACCUACCCAGAAAUCUUUUCCAAGACUAAAGAUCCAAUCAGUAUUACCAGAUAAAAAGAAGUUCGGAAUGAAUUUUCGAAUUCCCUUUCUUUUCAAACUCAUUAUGUAUUUAUGUAUAAUAUCACUUUUAUUAUACUAUAUAUAUCACUUGCUCACAUACAAUUUCGGUUCAUUUCACGUGGACAUUAUUCAAUUUAUUAAACGUAUUCAGUCAGUGUGGCAUCACGUGUGCGAAGGUUCACAGGCGUGUGAUAAAAUUCUGUCUUCGCUGAAAACUUUCUCUAUGAACCUAAUCCUAUAGUGAGUAUCAAAAACGAGCACUAAUAUGCUGUUAAACCCCGCUAUAAUGAACCUCCUGUGGAUCCGGAAAUAACGAUGGUUCACUAUAUCCAAAAUAUAUAGAAAAAUAUUUUUAAGCAUAUUGCAGUAGCAGAACUGGAACAAUAGUACAUAAUUUUGCUAGUUAGUGAUAACAACAGUACAUAAUUUAAUUUAUAAAUUAUUAACUGAGUAAAUAUGUCAGUCUCUCUUCUACAUAGUUCCCUUAAAACGAAUUCCUUCCUGCAAUUAAAUUUUUAAUUGUUACAACCAAUAACAAUUGAAAUACGUUCGCACUCCCAUCUGCUUUUUUUGGAACCACACGCAUUAUUAAUUUCUGAGAAAUGACUCAUUUCAAACAUUUCUUUUAUAAUGUGUCCCACUUCGUUUUUAAUUAUAAGUCAUAAUUAUAUACUAUUGAACUUAUCACUUAGACUUAAAAUUUUGUAAUAUUUAUUUAUAUAUCUACGAAAAAAAAAAAGAAAUUUGAGUCCACUUUAAACUAUCUCGGUUUCUUAGUUAUUUACCAUAAGCGAAUGAAAUAACAGUUCGAACGUACGCUCACUGUAACAGUUCGCUCACUAUGUAUCGGGUUCAUCAUAUUGGGGCUAGUUCGUAAUUUCAUUUGCUCCACUUUCCAUAAAUAUUCUUCCCAAAUCAUGUGAAAUUCGUUUCUCUCUGAAGAAUCAAUUAUAAUUUGUGUUAAAUGAUCAAAUGUAUUAAUGUUUAAUCAUGAUUAACUUACAAUUUCGUUGUCAUACAUAAAUAAUGUUGAUGAAUUUGUUUUUAAAUUUCAAUUAAAUAAGAUGAAAUAUUAGUGGUUAUAUUAAAUAGUGUUAUUAUUCAAUUCUUUUUUAAAAAUUAUGUGUAAAUACUAAUGCCUGUAUUUAUUUGCUGUGAAGUAGAAAUUUUUAUUAUUGUAUUUUUUUGAAAAUAAUAACUAUCUUAUGAUUA